UCCGCCAGGUGUUUCCGGAUUGCGGGCGGGUUACGCUGGUGGUGGAGGCGCAGGUGCUGGCGGACCUUUCGGCGGGCGGAGGUCUCUGUCCUUCCCACCGCCGGUUGUGACCGCUGCGGGACCUCCUGGGGGUUUAAGUUUAUUUUACCGUACAAGUUUCUCGCUACCAUAAUGAGGCUAGUAAUUCUUGAAGAUUAUGAUCAGGCUAGUGAAUGGGCAGCAAAAUAUAUCUGUAACCGUAUUAUUCAAUUCAAGCCAAGUCAAGGAAGAUAUUUCACACUUGGUCUACCAACAGGGAGUACACCUUUGGGAUGCUACAAAAAGCUGAUAGAAUAUCAUAAGAAUGGAGAUCUCUCUUUCAAAUAUGUAAAGACUUUCAACAUGGAUGAAUAUGUAGGGCUUCCCAGAAAUCAUCCAGAGAGCUAUCAUUCCUAUAUGUGGAAUAACUUCUUUAAACAUAUUGACAUAGAUCCAAAUAAUGCUCACAUCCUUGAUGGGAACGCUCCAGACUUACAGGCGGAAUGUGAUGCAUUUGAAAAGAAAAUUGAAGAAGCAGGGGGGAUUGAUCUUUUUGUUGGAGGCAUUGGUCCAGAUGGCCACAUUGCAUUCAAUGAACCCGGAUCAAGUUUGUCUUCAAGAACAAGAUUAAAGACUUUAGCAAUGGACACCAUUUUGGCAAAUGCUAAAUACUUUGACGGAGACUUAUCUAAAGUACCAACUAUGGCGCUAACAGUUGGUGUGGGUACAGUGAUGGAUGCUAGAGAAGUGAUGAUUCUUAUAACAGGUGCACAUAAGGCUUUUGCACUGUACAAAGCAAUUGAAGAAGGAGUCAACCAUAUGUGGACAGUUUCUGCUUUCCAGCAACACCCUCGUACUAUCUUUGUGUGUGAUGAAGAUGCUACUUUAGAACUAAGAGUUAAAACUGUGAAGUAUUUUAAAGGUUUAAUGCAUGUGCACAAUAAGCUUGUGGACCCACUGUACAGUAUGAAAGAAAACUGAAAGAAGAAUUGAAGAGGAGCUCCAUGUGGGUCAACAGCAACAGUUUUAGGUAGCAGAUGAGUCCACUGCUAUGCAAUAUGCUGAAAACUGUUUAAAAUGGGGAAUCCUAGGUACUGUAUUUUUUAAAAGGUCCAAUAUCUGUACAUUCACAUUCCAUGUGUUUGCUGUGUUGUGCAUUUUGCUUUAACAUUUGAAGCUCUGUUGUUGGCUGAUACAUAAAUGGAACAACAAACCUGUGGGAUACUGCAUGUUAUGUAGGGGGGAAAAAGCAGAGCACUUAUUCUCACACAGCAAUGUAAUGCAUCUGCCUUGUGUUGAAGAAAAUGAUAUUAUAUUUCCAGGAAUUUGUAGGUUUUUGGCUUGAUUAGUGUAACUACGUUUUGCAUUUGUCUCUAGGCAGAAUGGUUUUGGCCUUUGUCAAUACUACGGACUUGUAAUAGUUACACAAUUUCUACGAUGAAAUGUUCUGUUUACAUAUAUCUUAUGUACACUGAGCUUUUGCACUUGGUUGCCUUAAAUUUAUCUUAAAACAGUUUUUGGGCAUCUCAAGUCCUGCUGUACAAUUCAGGCAAAUAAAAAUACAAAAACAGUGCCUAAAAAUGCACCAAAUUCUUGAAAGUUAUAACUUAUUCCACAGAUAAAAACAUUAAACUUCUGCCAUAGCACUUUUUCCUCUCAAGUAUUUCAAAUUACUUUAGGAUUUUUAUAUUUUUGGUAACUGAGCUUUAUACAUAAGGAAAAAUCUAAAUGUUCAUUUCUGGAGGUACUUGUUUAAUUGUACCAUUGAUGUUACUAUUAAAUGCCUGAAAAGAGGUUAGUUUACAGGAAUAUGUCUGCAAGUUUAACACAUAAUCAUUUAAAGUCAACUGUUAAUCACUCUGCAAUAGUUACCUCUUUCUGUAUCAUUAUAAACAUUAAGCUGUCACAAGGAAUGUUAUUUCCUACUUUGAAUAUAAGUAAAACUUAAAUAUAAA
Molecule: messenger RNA, 1973 nt
Organism: Athene cunicularia (burrowing owl)
Lineage: Eukaryota; Metazoa; Chordata; Aves; Strigiformes; Strigidae
Gene: GNPDA2
Product: glucosamine-6-phosphate deaminase 2
Exons: 7
Coding region: 172-999 (275 amino acids)
Biological process (GO): N-acetylglucosamine catabolic process; D-glucosamine catabolic process; N-acetylneuraminate catabolic process
Cellular component (GO): cytoplasm
Molecular function (GO): identical protein binding; glucosamine-6-phosphate deaminase activity
Source: RefSeq, a predicted model, not a curated record